Messenger RNA from Gadus chalcogrammus (walleye pollock), 4257 nucleotides. RefSeq names its product ATPase phospholipid transporting 11C (gene atp11c). Gene Ontology annotation, cellular component: endoplasmic reticulum; recycling endosome; trans-Golgi network. Gene Ontology annotation, biological process: phospholipid translocation. Lineage: Eukaryota; Metazoa; Chordata; Actinopteri; Gadiformes; Gadidae. Gene Ontology annotation, molecular function: ATP hydrolysis activity; ATP binding; ATPase-coupled intramembrane lipid carrier activity. The record is from RefSeq and is a predicted model, not a curated record. The transcript is spliced from 30 exons. Bases 571 to 3996 code for a protein of 1141 amino acids.
CAUUGUGAGAAAAACUCGCCGCACCUUCGACGGGUGGAGCCUGUGGCCGUGGGAAAGCUUGAGGGCUGCAGCUUGAUAGAGUGAACAUUGUUUGACAGAGAGGACGAGCUACCUGUGCCCAUUGAUUGCCGACACAAGUUCAAUUUCGUCUAUUGGUCGCUGUUUCGGGUGAUGGCUUAGACGGUUUAGAUGCGACCAAUGAUUCUGACGAGUGACAGCAACAGGGCAUUGGACACAAUGUCUCGGAAUACCUCUGCCUUGAGAUAGGGAAGCGGCGCGACUCGUCGACCGCAACGCGGAAAAAUAUUCAGCGGGGAGAGAGAAUGCGAAUGGUCCGAAGAGCUCGAAAUCAAACAAAAUGGAAACGAUGUAGCCUGGAUGCGGUGCCUCAUAUAGCUAGACGUCACGUUAGAGUAGAAACUAGAUAGCUAAGGGAAGCCGCAACUUCACUCAUGUGCAUGUAAAGUUAUCCCACGGGGGGAGCCGUCACAUAGCCUGUAGGUGUCUGCCGAAACAGAAGAGUUCACCAGAUCGCAGCGGUCGUCCACGGAAGAUAAGAAACAAGGAAAGAUGCUCUGCAGAAGACUGAACCGUUGGCUUGGAGGUGACGAGAGCAGAGUAGACAGCAGGACCAUCUACGUUGGCCAUCGGCCGUCGACCACUGAGGCCUUCAUCCCGCCCAAGUUCUGCGACAAUAGGAUUGUGUCCUCCAAGUACACGGUGUGGAACUUCCUGCCAAAGAACCUGUUUGAACAGUUCAGACGGAUUGCAAAUUUCUACUUCCUUAUCAUCUUCCUGGUGCAGGUGAUAGUGGACACGCCCACCAGCCCAGUCACCAGUGGCCUGCCUUUAUUUUUUGUCAUCACCGUCACAGCCAUCAAGCAGGGUUAUGAGGACUGGUUGCGGCACAAGGCGGAUAACGAGGUGAACAAGUACCCGGUGACGGUACUGGAAAAUGGCCGCAGAAUGGGCACGGAAAGCGAGAAGAUCAAGGUGGGAGACGUGGUGGAGGUGAAUGAGGACGAGACCUUUCCCUGUGACCUGAUUCUGCUGCAGUCUACCAGGGACGACGACACCUGCUUCGUCACCACAGCUAGCCUGGAUGGAGAGUCCAACCACAAGACACAUUACACAGUGCCAGACACGGAGAAGGAUCUGGACUCUCUCAGUGCCACCAUCGAGUGUGAGCAGCCCCAGCCUGACCUCUACAAGUUCGUUGGCCGUAUGCACAUAUACAAAACUGAUCGGGAGCCUGAAAUAAGGUCUCUGGGUCCAGAAAACCUUCUCUUGAAAGGGGCCACUCUGAAGAACACUCAGAGGAUCUGUGGAGUGGCUGUUUACACUGGCAUGGAGACAAAAAUGGCCCUCAACUACCAAGGCAAAUCACAAAAGCGCUCUGCGGUAGAAAAGUCCAUCAAUGCCUUUCUGCUGGUGUACCUGUGCAUCCUGGUGAGCAAGGCCCUGGUAUGCACCACGCUCAAGUACGUGUGGCAGAGUAAGCCGGGCCAGGACGAGCCCUGGUACAACCAGAAGACCCAGAGAGAGAAGGAGACAAACCUGUACCUGAAGAUGUUCACGGACUUCCUGUCCUUCAUGGUGCUCUUCAACUUCAUCAUCCCCGUCUCCAUGUACGUCACCGUGGAGAUGCAGAAGUUCCUGGGCUCGUUCUUCAUCACCUGGGACCGGGACUUCUACGACCCGGAGAUCCAGGAGGGGGCGCUGGUCAACACCUCAGACCUCAACGAGGAGCUGGGCCAGGUGGAGUACGUGUUCACGGACAAGACCGGCACGCUCACCCAGAACAACAUGGAGUUCAUCGAGUGCUGCAUCGACGGCUUCCAGUACAAAUACAGAGACGCGGUGUCGGAGCUGGACGGGUUCAGCGCUACCGACGGACCCGUGAGCAAGCUGCAAGAGAAGGCUGGCAAGGAGCGCGAGGAGCUGUUCCUGCGCGCGCUGUGUCUGUGCCACACGGUGCAGGUGAAGGAGCCCACGGGCCGGGGUCAGGACCACACGGACAGCAUGGCGGGCGUGGACGGCAUGGAGGGCUGUCCCCCGCCCCACGAGCAGACGGGCUUCAUCGCCUCCUCCCCCGACGAGGUGGCGCUGGUCAAGGGGGCCAUGAGGUAUGGCUUCACAUUUCUUGGAAUGGAGAGCAAGAAGAUGAAAAUCAUGAACAGAAGCAACGCCAUUGAAACGUAUGACCUGCUUCACGUGUUGAAUUUUGAUCCAGUGCGACGGAGAAUGAGUGUGAUAGUCAGAUCCAAAUCAGGUGAUGUGCUGCUGUUCUGUAAAGGGGCGGACUCGUCCAUCUUCCCCCGCGUCCGGCAGGAGGAGGUGGAGAAGAUCCGCGUGCAUGUGGAGCGCAACGCUACGGAGGGCUACCGGACCCUGUGUGUGGCCUACAAGAAGCUGAGCCCGGAGGAGUACGCCCGGGCCGACGCAGACCUGCAGGCGGCCCGGCUGGCCCUGCAGGACCGCGAGGAGAAGCUCAUCGCCGUGUACAACCAGGUGGAGGCGGGGAUGACGCUGAUAGGAGCCACGGCCGUGGAGGACAGGCUCCAGGAGGAGGCGGCAGAGACCAUGGAGGCGCUGCAGGGCGCGGGCAUCAAGGUGUGGGUGCUGACGGGCGACAAGAUGGAGACGGCCAAGUCCACGUGCUACGCCUGCCGCCUGUUCCAGCGGGGCACGGAGCUGCUGGAGCUCACGGUGCGCACGCUGGAGGACGGCGUGCGCAAGAGGGAGGAGCGGCUGCACGACCUGCUGCUGGAGUACCACAAGAAGGCCGUGCAGGACGUCCCGCCCACCAAGCCCGGCGGCAGCAGGGGUUGGUCUAAGCCGAGCCAGGACUUCGGCUUCAUCAUAGACGGCGCCUCGCUCUCCAUGGUGUUCAACUCCUCAGAGUCCAGCUCUAGCCACUACAAGAACCUCUUCCUGCAGAUCUGUCAGAACUGCACCACGGUGCUCUGCUGUCGAAUGGCUCCUCUGCAGAAGGCACAGAUCGUGAAGAUGGUGAAGUGCUCUAAAGGAAGCCCCAUCACGCUGUCCAUCGGGGACGGGGCCAACGACGUCAGCAUGAUCCUAGAAGCUCACGUUGGCAUCGGCAUCAAGGGCAAGGAGGGUCGCCAGGCGGUGAGGAACAGCGACUACGCCAUCCCCAAACUGAAGCACCUGAAGAAGCUGCUGCUGGGACACGGCCACCUCUACUACGUCCGCAUCGCACACCUGGUGCAGUACUUCUUCUACAAGAACCUUUGCUUUAUAUUACCUCAGUUCUUGUACCAGUUUUUCUGUGGCUAUUCGCAACAACCCCUAUACGAUGCCGCCUAUCUCACGAUGUACAACAUCUGCUUCACCUCCAUGCCCAUCCUGGCCUACAGCCUCUUGGAGCAGCACAUCUGUGUGGAGGUCUUGCUGGACAACGCUACCCUCUACAGGAGCAUCGCGAAGAACGCCAUGUUGCGCUGGGUCCCCUUCUUCUACUGGACCCUGCUCGGGGUCUUCCACGGCCUGCUCUUCUUCUUCGGUGUUCGCUUCCUGUUUGGUAACCCUGCGUUACAGGCCAACGGCCAGGUGUUUGGAAACUGGUCCUACGGAACGAUAGUCUUCACUGUGCUCGUCUUCACCGUCACGUUCAAGCUGGCUCUGGACACGAGGCACUGGACCUGGAUCAAUCACUUUGUCAUCUGGGGCUCCCUGUGCUUCUAUGUUAUCUUCAGCUUCUUCUGGGGAGGGAUCAUCUGGCCCUUCCUGAAGCAGCAGAGGCUGUACUAUGUGUUCGCCCACAUGCUGAGCUCGGCGUCGGCCUGGCUGGUCAUCGUUCUGCUCAUCCUGCUCAGCCUGCUGCCAGACAUCCUGCUGGUGGUGCUGCGUAAGCCCCUAGGGCCUCACGCACGGCAGCUUUCAGAGAACUGCCAUCCACAGACAUUCAGAUUGCAGCUGUUACACCACUAUCCUACAAACAUCUCAAGGAAGGAGAGUAGCGGGGGGCCAUGAAGUAGUAGAACAACAAGAACAGCACCAACAACAGGAACCUUUCAGGACCUCAUUCCAGUCAGGACCCUAGUCCGUCCGCCAUCUUGCCUGAUGUUAAAGAGUCAUGUUAAUGGUUAAAAAGAGAGACUGAAGACAAGAGUCAAGUAAAAGAGAAGCCAACCAACCCCAGGAGGGAGGGGGGAGUUCAGAGAUGUCUACUGGGGGGUGGGGUUGGACAUGCUGGUGCUGCGCCCCUCCCUGCCCUACCUCCCUCCCGUCUCC